Messenger RNA from Penicillium cosmopolitanum, 963 nucleotides. RefSeq names its product tyrosine-protein phosphatase. The transcript is spliced from 5 exons. Lineage: Eukaryota; Fungi; Ascomycota; Eurotiomycetes; Eurotiales; Aspergillaceae. Bases 1 to 963 code for a protein of 320 amino acids. Gene Ontology annotation, molecular function: phosphoprotein phosphatase activity. The record is from RefSeq and is a predicted model, not a curated record. Gene Ontology annotation, biological process: dephosphorylation.
AUGGCCCGCCAGUCCAGCAUCGACCUCGACUCGCCCGAUCGGCCCUUUGAUAACAUCAUCAACUUCCGUGACGUCGGCAGAACCAUAAACCAGUUUUGCGGUUCCUCUAUCUUAAAAGAGGGCGUCUUAUUCCGAAGCGCAAGACUCGACGAUGCCUCCGAACGAGAUAAGCGCCGACUGGCCGAAGAACUACACAUCAAAACAGUGAUUGAUCUACGAUCCCAAACAGAACACCAAAUGGCAACCCGUAAACGACGCGCUGAAAACGCCGCCUCCACGGAAGACGCCCAAGAUGGCCCCAAUAACAACGAUUUCGCACCUUCAUCUGUCCCCCUCGAUGCCGAAGAACACCUCCUCCAAAUCCCAGACUCACAUCGUGCCCUGAUCAGUCUAACCGGCAAGGGCUUUGAGCGCGCAUUAUUAUCCAAAUUGGACUGGAUGACUUAUAUAAAAGUCCUCAGCCUCGCCCUAUCAGGCUACCGCCCCGACGCAGUCCGUCUAAUCGGCGAACAAGUAAUGCAACCCCGCGGCCUAACAGGUCUAGCCCAAGACACCCUCACAUCCAGCACAACCGAGAUUCGCACCGUAUUCGAACUUCUCGCCCGCGAAGACACCUACCCCGUCCUAGUACACUGUACGCAAGGCAAAGACCGAACAGGUCUGAUAAUUCUCCUCACACUACUGCUCGCCGGCGAGCCAGACUCAGAGACAGCGGUUCCAUUACCCGCACUCACGGAUGACUAUGUUCGCUCUGAAUUAGAGCUAGUGCCCGAAUUCGAAGAACGCAUGAAGGAGAUUCGGGCGCUGGGUCUGGGCGAGGAUUAUACGCGGUGUCCGCCGGGGUUUGUGGAUGCUACGAUGAAAUAUUUACAGGAUAAAUAUGGGGGUGUGAGGGGGUAUUUGGCUGGGGUGGGGAUUGAUGAUGAUAUGCAGGGACUUAUUCGACAGAAGAUUUUGGCUUAG